UUCAGACUCUUUUUCAUUCAUUCACUCACUCCCUCACUCUGUACCUUCUAUAUUUUCCUUUUAUAUAAAUCAGAGCCUUUAAGCAAAUCCAAUCUUCAACCAAAUUCUCACACUUUUUGUCUUCUCUUUUUUUUUUUCUUUCCUUAAUACAAAAAAUGGUUGCUACCCUUUCACUCAGGUAUUGUUAUGGUAUAAUCUUUGGUUGCACCUUUGCCCUUAACUUCUUAUACAUUCCCGUUUCUGCCCUCAACAUUGGAGCUCAAACCACUGGAGUCGCAGUCUCUGUGAGCAAAGAGUGUAGUAGGCAAUGUGAGUCAAGCUUUUGUUCAGUGCCACCAUUGUUGAGGUAUGGAAAGUACUGUGGACUAUUAUAUAGUGGAUGCCCUGGGGAGAGACCUUGUGAUGGACUUGAUGCUUGUUGCAUGAAGCAUGAUCAAUGUGUUCAAUUCAAAAACAAUGACUACCUAAGCCAAGAGUGCAGUCAAACAUUCAUAGACUGCAUGAACAAGUUUAAGGACACAAAUGCGCCAACAUUCAAAGGAAACACAUGCCAAGUUGAUGAUGUUAUUGAAGUUAUUCAUGUUGUCAUGGAAGCUGCUUUGUUGGCUGGAAGAGUUUUUCACAAGCCCUAGGUAACAGCAACUAGCAAGUAAACAAGAGACAUUCUCUGGUUUCUCUUAUUGUUUUUUGUUAUAUUUACAAAAUUAAUCCAACAGCGUUUAAAUAUAGUCAUUGGUUUCGUUUGAAGUAUGUUUGAUCACUUCUGUGAUCUCCUAACUAUCACGAAUUAUGUAAACUGCACACUGUAAACAGACAUUUCCAUUGGUCCUUCGUUCCCAAUGUGUUGUAUGAUAAGACCUUCAAAUUCUGAAUUCACAACUUUCAUCUGUGUUAGCUAA
Messenger RNA from Arachis duranensis, 899 nucleotides. RefSeq names its product phospholipase A2-alpha. Lineage: Eukaryota; Viridiplantae; Streptophyta; Magnoliopsida; Fabales; Fabaceae. Gene Ontology annotation, biological process: arachidonate secretion; phospholipid metabolic process; lipid catabolic process. The record is from RefSeq and is a predicted model, not a curated record. Bases 156 to 632 code for a protein of 158 amino acids. Gene Ontology annotation, molecular function: A2-type glycerophospholipase activity; calcium ion binding. The transcript is spliced from 4 exons.